AUGGGUUCGUCCGGUUCAAAGUCGACCACAGCAACUACCACAUCCCAUAGUAGGACAACUACCACCAGUAGUACAAGUAAAAAAAGCUCUACGAGUAGUACAUCUACUUCAAUCUCGGAAAUUGUUGUAAGCAGUUCUAGUACAUUGGUGUCUUCUGUUAUACCCGCAGUUACUUCUAGCUCAUCUCUCUCUUCUGAUACAAUUGCUUCAAUUCUUUCGUCGGAGUCUCUAGCUUCCAUUUUUUCUUCUCUUUCAUACACAUCACCUAUUACUACCACUACAUCGACCAAUAAUAUCGAAUUAUCAUCCGUUAGCCCUUCAAGUGUAUAUAGUGCGCCUUCAUCCACCGUUAAAUCCUCCGAUUAUAUUAUAGCCACCAGCUCCAUAGGCGAAAGUACUAGCCAAACAUCAUCCCUGAAAAUCAGUCCAUCAGGUGUAAGUGCUUCAUCUUCAGAACCAUUGAAAACGUCAUCCGUCCUAGAAUCAUCUAGUUUAACUUCUGAUACAACCGUGAUUACAUCACUGUCAUUCUCCUUGACAGACUCUCAAAGUAUUUCCACCACGUUGACUGAGCCUUCAUCCUCCACAAAAACAAGCUCUUCCGGACUGGUUGUUACAUCUGCCAGCGCUGUCGGCUCUGAAAGUGAUAUGUAUGAUUUCUCGAGGGCAAUAUCCAGCUCUACUACCUCAACCGCUUUGACAUCUUCCACUUCAUCGACAGCUUCCAGUCUGCCAACGUCUGAAGCUUCUAUCUUGACGCCCUCUAGUGUCUACACUUCUGAAGUUUCAUCACACAUUACUAGUUCGACACUUUCUGAAUCUCUACCAAAUAUCUCUGCAGCUUCAUCAACCACCUCGACUUUAAAAACUUCUGAUGCCGCACCUGCUACGUCAAGUUCCAUUACUACAGUAGCCUCGUCUGUAAAUUACAGAUUGACAGCCUCUAGUGCGCCAUUCGUAAGAAAUACAACGAUUGAAAACUCUUUAUCAACAAGUUCCAGUACGAUCGCCUGUACCAGACCACCAGCAACAUCUACUUUACAGACUUCUGAUACCGCAUCUGCUAUUUCAAGUUCUGUUAAUACAGUAGCCUCUUCUAUAACCUCUACCUCGACUCCCUCUAGUGUCUACACUUCCGAAGCUUCAUCACACAUUACUAGUUCGACACUUUCUGAAUCUCUACCAAAUAUCUCUGCAGUUUCAUCAACCACCUUGACUUUAGAAACUUCUGAUGCCGCACCUGCUACGUCAAGUUCCAUUACUACAGUAGCCUCGUCUGUAAAUUACAGAUUGACAGCCUCUAGUGCGCCAUUCGUAAGAAAUACAACGAUUGAAAACUCUUUAUCAACAAGUUCCAGUACGAUCGCCUGUACCAGACCACCAGCAACAUCUACUUUACAGACUUCUGAUACCGCAUCUGCUAUUUCAAGUUCUGUUAAUACAGUAGCCUCUUCUAUAACCUCUACCUCGACUCCCUCUAGUGUCUACACUUCCGAAGCUUCAUCACACAUUACUAGUUCGACACUUUCUGAAUCUCUACCAAAUAUCUCUGCAGUUUCAUCAACCACCUUGACUUUAGAAACUUCUGAUGCCGCACCUGCUACGUCAAGUUCCAUUACUACAGUAGCCUCGUCUGUAAAUUACAGAUUGACAGCCUCUAGUGCGCCAUUCGUAAGAAAUACAACGAUUGAAAACUCUUCAUCAACAAGUUCCAGUACGAUCGCCUCUACCAGACCAUCAGCCACAUCUACUUUACAGACUUCUGAUAUCGUAUCUGUUACUUCAAGUUCUGUUAACACAGUAGCCUCCUUUACAACCUCUACCUCGACUCCCUCUAAUGUGUCAUUCGUAAGAAAUUCAUCGAUUGCAAGCUCUUCAUCAGCAGGUUCCAGUUCGGCAGCCUCCAACAUAUCAUCAUCCCUAUCUAGCUCGUUUAUCGAAGCUUCAUCCAGUAGUUCUAGCUUAGCUACUUUCAAAAUCUCUUCCAAUUUCCCUAACCCGACUAGUUCAAAUAUAGGAUUCGUCAAUAGUUCGAUCGUUGCAAGUUCUUCAUUGAUUUCCACCCGAUCAACUACUUCUAGAGUUCUAUCAACCGCAUCUAGCAUGAUUCCUUCCGAAAGGACAAUCGCGUCUAGUAUUACCACAUCUAGCGCAAAGUUCUUGAAUAAUACUGGCACCGCUAGCUCAUUGUCAGCAGUCUCUACUGUGAGUACUUCCAGUGUACCACCAGCCACUUUUAGUUCUGUUAGCUCAGAUUCUUUUUUGACCGCCACCAAUGCCCCAUUUGUAAGUAAAUCGACUAUCGGUAGCUCAUCAUUAACAGAUUCUAAAUUUGUCACCCUUAAGACUUCGACAAUUAUUUCUGAAACUCCUUCAACCAUUUCUGGUAUGGCCAAUAGUGCUCCAUUUGUAAGCCAUUCAACUAUAGCUAGUUCUUCGCCAGGCGUGGUAGAUUUAAGUACCGACUUUGAAUCACCGUCCUCCAGUUCAGCUACUGUAAGUAAACUAAUAGUAAGUGGCGAUACCAGCCCUUCAUUAGCAGUCAGUAGUUUAGCUACUUCCAUAGUCCCAUCAGCAACAUCCACUGCACAAAAUCUAACCAAUUCGACCACUUCAGGCUCCGUUUUAGCCGCUCGUAGCAUCUCUACCUUUAAAAACUCGUCUGCAGCUUCUACAAUUGGUACAUCUAUUCUUAAUCCCAUCACUUUCGUUUCCACUUUAUCUCCGAUAUUCACUCAAACUACAAGUGUCUCUGAUGGUACAACUGUUCUAUCUACUGAUAAAAGAGUUAAAACACUAACCUCAACAGCAAACUGUGGUAGUUACAGUUUCUCUUCCAACACCACUAAAACAAAAAUCGAAAGCAAGGAAAAUACUGUAACAGCGACCAUAACAAGUUGUUCAGGAGGUUGCACCAAAAGUAAAAACUCAAGCACAUUUACGACUAGAACAGAUCAUAAUGCUUCUACUUUCACUACUUGCCCAGAAAGAGGAGCAACGUCAACCAUGAGUGGAAAUGGAAAGAAGACCAACACUACCAUUAGCUUAGGCAACGGUGCCACAUUCACGUCUUCGAAAGGUUUCAGAGGCGUAUCUACUCCUCAGGAAUCUCCAAAUAUUGCUUCAGAAUCAGAAAUCAUAAGGGGCUCAUCAACUGUUACAGUGGAAGAGACAUCAUCAGCAACCAAGGUUAGGGGAGGCGUACCUGUUGAAGGGACAAAUGGUUCAUCAACAACCCAGGUUACGGGAAGCGCAUCAGUUGAAGGAACGAAAAAGAAAUUGAAUGAAACUUCAGAGGAUAUAUCAAUGUAUAAGGCAACUAAAAAUGCAUCAACUACCUCAAAAUCUUCAACUGGAAGUCCAGUUGGCAGAGGUGAAACUACGCUUCAAACGAUAAAGGUUUCAAGCAAAAAGCCAAUGUCAAAAUCACAACUAGUCUCAUCCACCAAAAAGGCAACCAAGUCUACUACAAAACCUACCACACCUAUUCACGGAACAUCUUUAUCCACUACACAAACAACAGUGCCUGCAGUUAUCACGACGGAGGAAAAUGCUGGUGUGCCCUUGGAUAUGAACAUAAAAGUUUUUGCUAUUGGUGCUAUUGUCUUGUUUGCUUAG
Molecule: messenger RNA, 3618 nt
Organism: Saccharomyces mikatae IFO 1815
Lineage: Eukaryota; Fungi; Ascomycota; Saccharomycetes; Saccharomycetales; Saccharomycetaceae
Exons: 1
Coding region: 1-3618 (1205 amino acids)
Source: RefSeq, a predicted model, not a curated record